This is a messenger RNA of Sinocyclocheilus anshuiensis, 2036 nucleotides long. RefSeq names its product interferon regulatory factor 2. Gene Ontology annotation, biological process: immune system process; regulation of transcription by RNA polymerase II. Gene Ontology annotation, molecular function: RNA polymerase II cis-regulatory region sequence-specific DNA binding; DNA-binding transcription factor activity, RNA polymerase II-specific. Gene Ontology annotation, cellular component: nucleus. Bases 203 to 1207 code for a protein of 334 amino acids. The record is from RefSeq and is a predicted model, not a curated record. Lineage: Eukaryota; Metazoa; Chordata; Actinopteri; Cypriniformes; Cyprinidae. The transcript is spliced from 9 exons.
GCACAACACACACUCACACACACGCACACUGGGGAUUUCCACCCAAGAGCUUGUUUCCUUCACUUGUUUUGCUUUCGAUCUGAAGAGCGAAAUCAAACCCAUUUGACUUUUCGUUUUGUUAUCGAGAACUACAAAUUGUCAAGAUUCUUCAUACACUCUUUGCUUUUAUCACUAGAGUGAUUUCUACGCGUCGCAGGCCAGCAUGCCGGUGGAGAGAAUGCGUAUGAGACCAUGGUUGGAAGAGCAGAUAAACUCUUGUCAAAUACCGGGGCUCAAAUGGGUGAACAAGGAGAAGAAACUAUUCCAGAUUCCAUGGAUGCAUGCUGCGCGACACGGCUGGGACGUGGAGAAAGAUGCUCCGCUCUUCCGAAACUGGGCCAUCCAUACAGGGAAAUAUCAACCAGGUGACAAACCGGACCCCAAAACAUGGAAGGCGAACUUCCGCUGUGCAAUGAACUCCCUGCCUGACAUAGAGGAGGUGAAAGACAAAAGCAUCAAAAAGGGAACAAACGCCUUCAGGGUGUACAAGAUGCUGUCAGCGUCUGAGAGGCAUUCAAAGAGAGGAAAAAAGAGAGGAAUUGAAAAAGAAGAAAAGAUAAAGGCAGUGCGGCCAUGCCCUGUGCCUUCGAGCUGGGAAUACAGUAAUGGCUCUUCAGCUUGUAAAACCCCAGUCACAGUCAAGCAGGAGGCAGAUUACUACAGUACAGAGGCCGGUGGGCGGAGCCCAGCGGACGACCACCUGAUCAUUAACGAUCUGCCUGACGUGUGUCAGACCAUCGAGGUGGUGACGGAAAACGAGGAGCAGGCCGUGACCUCCAGCGACCUGUACCCCUUACAGAUCUCCCCCGUCUCCUCGUAUGGAGCAGAGAGCGAUACAGACAGCGCCAGUGAGGAAGACUCCAAAGAGCGUAUUCAGGCCUUGCUAUUUGGUCAUGAAGACAAAAAGAUGAGGAUGCCCCUGCCUGGCAUGUCCACUUUCAUUUCUCCCGACAAGCCCAACUUCAAGAUAACCACUGUCCGAGAGCCUGCACCUUCGGCCUUGCACGCCCCCUUCACCAGUGAGACGAACUGGAGCCUCUUAAACACCCCUUUCCCCUCAUCCUCCCACAGCCCCGGACCCUCCGGCCAGCCAUCGGCCCACGAAAAACGUGCCAGCGUCAUCAUGAAAACCUCAGACGUGUCCAAAUCCUCCGUCAAGACUUGCUGAUGAAACCUGCACACGAUGUCCAGCCGGACUCGUCGAGAACACUAUCAUCGCCUUCGAUAAAGGACCUACGAGCUCACAGGACAGGGAUGGAGCAUCCUACGGGAGGUUAACUCGAUGCUCCCAGACAGGAAGUGACACGUGAGCUUAAAUUCAGGGAGUUUUUGAGUGCAGUGACGUGUAUCCGUAAGCUGCCGUAGUGAUCCGCAAGCCAUUAUGAAUGUGUAUAUAGAGGAAUCAUUGCCUAAUUGCCUUUAGUCACCCGAGCACCUUAUGGAUGAGCACUGGCUGCCAUAAUCAGUGACUUUUGCAGCUCGCAAUCAAGGAUAGACUUUUUACGAGCCUGUUUCUGAAAAAAAAAACGCAUGUACAUAAAUGGCAUAAUAUUAACUUAAGACCUUCAUUGUGAGCGAAUACAUUUUUAUACCUUAGAGAUCUUUAUGCAAUGGAUAGUACAUGCCAUUUUACAUUAUAGGCCUUAUGAUGUAAGACAUCCUGUGUGAAUAUGUGUUAGUUUGUGGUUUUUAUGACAAGACAAAGCACUUGUUUUAUGAUUUUUUUCAACCUUUUAAUGUGUCUCUUUCUACUGUAUAUGUGAACGUAAAGAUGUAAAGUAUAUGUCCUGCUUGUCUUGUGUCUACAGCUGUGUAUUAAAGUCCCAGAUAAUGUGUGUGCCUAUCGGAUCUUUAUACACUCACAAGGGCUUCUUUAAUGAUUUCCACAAGAUUCUGGUGUAUAAAAAAUCAUGUGAUCAUAAGAAUAAAUGAUAGACACUGUUUGGGUCAGAUGUGAGUUGGUGCGGUGUCGUCUGUAGGCCUACUGUCAAAACUGA